This is a messenger RNA of Penicillium mononematosum, 363 nucleotides long. RefSeq lists its product as uncharacterized. The record is from RefSeq and is a predicted model, not a curated record. The transcript has 2 exons. NCBI's taxonomy places the organism in Eukaryota, Fungi, Ascomycota, Eurotiomycetes, Eurotiales, Aspergillaceae. The coding region runs from base 1 to 363 and encodes 120 amino acids.
AUGCUGCACUUGCAAGGUCUCCCUCGUAAAGUGCUGCUCAACGUGACCAACAAACCUUCUAAAUCUUUGAAUCUGGUUGAUCAUAUCCCAUCUACCCUUGAGUCUCUCACGAUUUACGGGCACGGACGAGGCGUGGAUGGUCCCUAUCUAGAGUACGAGUCUGAGCUGGAUGUCGAUACCAAAAUUGAGCAACUCGCGCGCGAGAAGGACGCCAAACUGCCAGGACUGAAGAUGCUUGAAGGCGUUGAUCCUCGUAUUCCGAGUGGAUUCACUAUCAAGGAGUGGAAGAAUGGAGACGAUCCGGAACUUUUCUGGAGAGACCCAGACGACAACAGGUUUGAUGAUAUUGAUGACAGCCUUUGA